Molecule: messenger RNA, 1467 nt
Organism: Drosophila obscura
Lineage: Eukaryota; Metazoa; Arthropoda; Insecta; Diptera; Drosophilidae
Product: serine protease grass-like
Exons: 5
Coding region: 394-1281 (295 amino acids)
Biological process (GO): proteolysis
Molecular function (GO): serine-type endopeptidase activity
Source: RefSeq, a predicted model, not a curated record
UUUCGUGGAGAAUGACGGGGCCACAGCUGCUGGGGAUUUGCCUGUGUCUGGUGUUGCUGCUGCACAUUGGAGUAGGAAGAGCCUGUCUGUCGAUGCUGGAAGUGGGCUGCUGGUGGAACGGCGAACUCAUGCUGCAUCCCAAUUCUUGCAGAUCCCGCGUAGUGCUAAACCUUUGAUGAUAAGCCGGGCAGGUGCAAGUAUUACAAAUACUGUCCCGGCUUUAUCGAACUUGUUAGGAAAAUAAAGAGAAAUUCACCGUUAACUGAGGUCGAGACGAGGAUCAAGGAUAGCGCAGGCUGCUCUUCCAUAAAGACAUUCGUCUGCUGCACAGAGCCCGAGAACGAUACGGGACUGAAGCUGCUGCAGCAGUCUGAGGAGGUAUGCGGCAAGUUCAUGGGUCCCAAGGUGUUUGGCGGCAGCGAAAUCAAGAUGGGAUCGAGGCCUUGGAUGGCUCUGCUCAAGUUCAAUACCAGACGGUUCGGCAGCCGGGAAAGGGACCAAUUUCAGUCUGGUGGCACGCUCAUCACGCCACGUUUCGUCCUGACCGCCGCUCACUGCCUGAUCGAUGGAUUCCCCGUGGCAGUGAGGCUUGGGGAGCACAAUACAACCUCAGAGCAGGACUGCAAGAUGCUGAGAUCGGAGAUAUAUUGCCAGCCGCCCUACGAGGACAUAGGCAUUGAGAAUAUCAUUGUGCACGAGGGUUAUUUAAGGUACACCCAAAAUAAUGACAUAGCCCUCAUCAGGCUGGUGAGGAACGUGGUGUUUACGGAUGGACUGAGCUGGAGGCAACUCCCGGCAGCUGUUGGCCUCCUGUGCUUUGCAUGUUUUAUAGUUCUGACCUUAAUACCUGCGGACCCUUUCACGAUGAACAUGAGCCGGAAAAGGAGAAGAGAGAUGGAGCUGGAGCUAGAGAUGGAGACGGAGACGGAGAAGGAGCGUGUGAAGUUGCUUUUGUCUUUGGGGCUGCUGGCGCUAAGCUCAAAAGCAAACACCUGGAUCCACGUACCUGUCGCUAGGGGAGCUGGAGCUUGCAGCAGUGGCAGUGGAAGUGGCAGUGGGAUGUGGGAUAUGAAGGUGUUGGCUGUGGUCCAGUCGAGGGGGGUUUUUUUCCCCCAUUGUUCUGGAGUCCAAAUCAAUGCAUCUGAGAACUUAACCAAUCGAUGGAGGAGGGCAUUCCAGAUGCAGUGCGGCUGUUGCCCGAAUCCACAGCAAACAUGGCCAGCAAAGAGCCAAGUAGCUUCCAUUGAAGGCGUGUGGCAAAUAUUCCGGCAAACAUCAUGAAUUAUGAAUAUUCUAAUUUGGAUCUUAUCGCACUCAUUAACACCUGGCUGCCCUGUGGGCCUGGCCCGUCACUCUUUAGAAUUUCUCGUCCGCUUGCGAUGCUGCCGGAGGAUUGCAUUCACUAGCAAGGGCCCUAACUGGAUAAAGGUUAUCUAUCUCCCACCCACACACAAACACACACACACA